Messenger RNA from Gadus morhua (Atlantic cod), 1892 nucleotides. RefSeq names its product transmembrane and ubiquitin-like domain containing 1 (gene tmub1). The transcript has 3 exons. The record is from RefSeq and is a predicted model, not a curated record. The coding region runs from base 186 to 1076 and encodes 296 amino acids. Gene Ontology annotation, biological process: ERAD pathway. Gene Ontology annotation, molecular function: protein binding. Lineage: Eukaryota; Metazoa; Chordata; Actinopteri; Gadiformes; Gadidae.
AGCAGCGCAUUAAACCGGUGAGACGUCCGGUCCGACCACCAACCCGGAAGUGUGAACUGCGAAGUGGAAGCCAGAAAUAUUUUGCCAGCUGGCUAACGUCAACUACAAUGUGGUUUCUAACACUAACACUGCUGAGCCCUGCGUCGCCUUAGUGCCAGAGCCCGCGUCCCCGGGGGCCCGCCGUCAUGGCGCUCAUCGAGGGGGUGGGAGAUGAGGUCACCCUGCUGUUUGGGCUCCUGCUGGUCCUGAUGGUGCUGGUCCUGGCCUGGGCCUCCACCCACACCGCUGAAACCGCAGAGAGCAUCUUCAGCCCCCCCACCGCUGCCAGCGCCAGCUCCUCUCUGGAACAGCACGCCACCCUCGCCGCCAGCACCACCACCACCACCACCACCGUCUCCUCCGACGCCGGCUCACAGACUCUGGCCCCGCCUCCCGGAGAGGAGGGCAAGACGGACGGCGUGGAGGGGGAGAGGAGUGCGGGAGGGGGAAAUGGUGGAGAAGGAGGAGCAGCAGAUGCCGCCGGAGAGGGGGAGGAGGCGGGGGAGGACGGAGGAGAAAGGAGCGCGUUGGGAGACGGGCUGAGGCGCAGAGAGGCGGUCGCCCCACAAGAAACAGGCGGGGGGGGCCAAGGGCAGAGGAACAUGGUGGUCCGCCUGAAGUUCCUCAACGACACGGAGAGGCUGGCCCAAGUUGAGCCCCAGGACACCAUCGGAUACAUCAAACGGACGUACUUCGCGGGCCAGGAGCACCAGGUGCGGCUCAUCUACCAGGGCCAGCUGCUGCAGAACGACGCCCAGGACGCUGGCCUCCCUCAACUGGCCCACAACUGCGUGCUCCACUGCCACAUCUCCCAGCAUGCAGCGCGCAGCACGCCGGUGGGAGCCCCUCCCACCCACCAAGUUCAGGUGGCGCUCAACGUGGGCAGCCUGAUGGUGCCCCUGUUCCUGCUCAUGCUGUCGGUGCUGUGGUACUGCCAGAUCCAGUACCGGCACUUCUUCACCGCGCCCGCCACCGCCUCCCUGGUGGGCGUCACCAUCUUCUUCAGCCUGGUGGCCUUCAGCGUCUACCGCCGCUGAAGGCCACACCCCCUCCCUCCCUAAAAGACACGCCCAUCCCCAUGAAGUCACAUGCCUUCUCCUUCCCUCCUCAAGCCUCGCCCCCUCCCUCAAAACCCCACCCACAUAACAGGCCCCUCCACAUCAAGCUACACCCCUGGCUCCAUGAAGCCACGCCCCCUACCCGCUCUCAACCAAUGCCUCCCGCAAUUCUCUCGCGCUAGCUAGCUAGGCUGCUUUCUACUUUGCUAUAUCUGCAUCUUUGCCUGUUUGCCGUAAUGCAGAAAAACGCACGCAGGAGCGGCUGCGCUAUGACCCAAACCAACUUCCUGUAUCCUGACCUUAGCCCCGCCUCCGCAGCCCCACACCUCUAACCUUGUGGGCCUCUGAGCUCCAGUGAGAAAGACUGCUCCGGCUUGCCGUUAAGAGUCUGUUGCCCCCCCCCCCUUCAUUUGCUACGCUGGACGGUACUCGAGGGGAGACGUCGCCGUGACGACCGAGCUGGAGAGAUUAGCGUUUUUGUUUGGUUUAUUUAGAUGAUUACAGUUGACUCAUGGUGCCUGGUGUCGCUGCCUGUGUCGUCCAGCCCAGACCGGGCUGGCAUGGAGCACAGGAGCAUUUCUGUCUGUCUUUCUGUCCGUCAGUCUGCUCACUAAUUGACGAACACCCACGAACACCCCUCUCCACAACUCCCCUGUCUGUCUCUCUCUCUAUCAUUGAUACUAGGAAAAUCUACAGAGGGACUGUUUGUCUGCCAUUAGGGAAGUGUAAAAUCUUUAGUGUAAAAUAACACUUUUGAGGAAAAAUUAGUUAUAUUAAAUAUUUCUUUUAUUUAUA